AAUCAUCCAUUAACGGUGUUUGUUCUUCCCUUGUUUUUAUUAUUUUUUUCUUCCUUCCCUUUGUCCCUCCUCAGCUUUCAUCUUUUGAAGAAGUGAAGAUUUGAACGUUAAACCAUAACUACCUGAGUCAGAUGGAGCAGCUCGUUAACUUCAUCAUUCGCCCUCCAAGAUCUGAGUAUAAUCCAGAAAAUGAUUUACUGGAUCAAGAGUUCAUGCUAAAAGGACAGUGGUUUCAAAGAAAGGACCUGGAGAUUACUAACAGUCGAGGAAACGUUCUUCAAUGUAGUCAUUACAUGCCUGUUAUUGUUCCUGAAGGAAAGGCACUUCCUUGUGUUAUAUACUGUCAUGGAAAUAGUGGAUGCAGAGCAGAUGCUAGUGAAGCUGCUCUAAUUUUGCUGCCUUCGUACAUUACAGUUUUCACCCUGGACUUUUCUGGAUCUGGACUCUCAGAAGGAGAAUAUGUUACUUUGGGAUGGAAUGAAAAGGAUGAUCUGAAGGCUGUGGUUGAUUAUUUGCGGGCAGAUGGUAAUGUGUCAUGCAUUGGUUUGUGGGGCCGUUCAAUGGGAGCUGUGACCAGCUUAAUGUACGGAGCUGAGGAUCCAUCAAUCGCAGGAAUUGUUCUUGAUAGUCCAUUUUCUGAUUUGGUUGACUUGAUGAUGGAACUAGUGGAUAGAUUCAAAUUCCGUUUGCCCAAGUUCACUGUGAAGUUUGCAAUCCAAUACAUGCGUAAGAUUAUUCAGAAAAAGGCGAAGUUUGACAUAAUGGACCUCAACACCAUUAAGGUAGCAAAGUCUUGCUUUGUCCCGGUUUUACUUGGUCAUGCCAUCGAUGAUGAUUUUAUUCUCCCUGAGCAUUCUGAUCGCAUAUAUGAGGCUUAUGUGGGAGACAAAAAUAUCAUUAAAUUCGAGGGAGAUCACAAUUCCCCACGCCCUCAAUUCUACUUUGAUUCUAUAGCUAUCUUCUUUCAUAAUGUUUUGCAACCUCCGAAGGAAGCAUUAGAGAGAAACUAUUUUGGGGCCACGCAUGAUUACUUUAGCAAGGGUAGUUGGACUGCAAUGCAUGAAAUGGGAUAUACAGACCAGAGUUUUUCCAAAACUUCAGAUGCAGGAUCAGCAGCAAACAGCACAGAAGAAGCCAUUAAACAACUUCGUGCCAUAAGACCCAUGAGUCGGACAGAGGUCCCUUCUGAUAUUCCCUGCAAAGAACAAUCUGAAGAGCAGAAGGAAGGAACUAAAAAGGAGCCUGCCUCAUCAUCUUCUGGACUAAUUAACUUCGAAUUCUCCAGUGGUGAUCUCUAUGGUCCACAUGUCCCAACCACGAUUGAUGAUAAUGAUGACGAGUAUGUGGAGUACCCACUUGACAAUAUAGCAGAUUUCCCAUGCAACACUGAAGAGGAAGAAAGGAUGCUUAUGGCAGCAGUUAUAGAGUCUUUAAAAGACAUGGAGAUCAGGCACCCUCACGAGGAGGAACAAUCAUCCAAUGUCGGCACCGGUUCACCUGAAUCUUCACAGGACAACCCUGAAACUUCUUCCACUACAGAGCCCUCUAGGCUCUCAACGACGGAUGACAGUUCCAUUUCUGCAACAAACAGCCAGGAUUUGGUACAUGAAAACCCUUCACUUGAUGCAAGUGAUCCCACAGUUGGAAGCAUGGGAACUUCUGCUAAUAGUGAAAUGUCAUUGAGCAAGCAGAAGUCGCCCACAAGUGAGAGCCCAGCAAAAGAUGUGGAUAUGUCAGGUGGUACACGAGCCACCUUGACGGUGGAGAGAAACCCUACCAGCAAUAUUAUAGAUGGAUUGACACAGAAAUGGGGUUUGAACUUCUUUAGGAACAAUUGAUGAAUUGAAAAAAUGGUGCAGAUGUGUCAUAAAAAAAAUGAUGUAUUCAUUGAAAGGAAAAAUUGUGAAGAUGUGAUUAGCUGUUGAUAUUAGGGUAUAGUGAAGAAAAUUAAGAUGUGAGGUGUGCAAUCUGUGUAUGUGGGAAUCAUAUUUAUUUAUUUAUUCUAUUGAUGAUUCAAAUUGUCUAUUCCAUCAA
This is a messenger RNA of Telopea speciosissima, 2034 nucleotides long. RefSeq lists its product as uncharacterized. NCBI's taxonomy places the organism in Eukaryota, Viridiplantae, Streptophyta, Magnoliopsida, Proteales, Proteaceae. The transcript is spliced from 14 exons. The coding region runs from base 132 to 1838 and encodes 568 amino acids. The record is from RefSeq and is a predicted model, not a curated record.